UACAACGUUUUGCCCUGGGAAGAUGACCAGUUGAGCGAGGGUAUAUUGCAUUUAUGAUAUAGAAACGUUACUUUUGCCAGACUUUUGUUUCGAGUUUCUUUCUGCUUGUAAACAUAUAUUCCUCUCCUUCCAUACUUUCGUGAUUCAUUAAUGUGAUUUUACUUCGAACAUCAACAUGGCAACAUCACAAGAGGCCAUCGAUGCCUUUAAUGCGGCUGGAACAGCUCUUCCAGAUAUACAAGAUGAUGCUUCAUCAAAUCCGAUCGAAGUCGAUGUAAUGUCCCUGAGCUAUCAUCCAAAAACCAAGCUUACCAGUGAAGGACAACGAUGCACUUGAGAAUGAUUCCGCAUUUGGUGGACCUGCGGCGUAGGUAAUCACUACUUGCUCUGAGUGGGGACUAAUGCCAGAAAAGUAGCAAUACGAGUAAGACUUCGUUGACAUCUGGAAUCACACGAUAUAGGUAAGUGCCUCUUUUACUUCUACUGGAAGUCCUCAAGCUGAUUCGCGUUGUUUCAGGGAAGAAGUAUGGCUGUGUUUAGUAAACCGAAGCAACCAAAUGUACUCACGCCUUCUAGAAUGGUCGGAGAUACCACGCUUACAGAGAUGGAAAAUAUUUAAUGGUACAACAAUCCUUGAUACUUCCAUCAAAAAAUACUAAAUAGUCAAGCCGAACGAUGACGACGAACAAGAUCGUAUGGACCUGGUAUGUAUACAGAUUUUGAAUAUUAGAAGAAUGGCCUAAUAAAUCUAAUAAGCUUCAUCACGUUUUCAACCUCGUUUUAGAUGGCAAAUUAUACUUGGCCCCGAUUGAGGAUCCUCAACGAGUACUUGAUGUUGGAACCGGUACUGGAAUUUGGGCAAUUGAUUUUGCUGAGUAUGGUCUUGUCGCUUCAACAGAAGGUAUAUAUCUAACACCGGUUUCCAGCCAAUAUCCCUCAUCACAUGUGGUGGGUUGUGAUUUAUCUCCAAUUCAGCCUGGCUGGUAUGUCUUCCCUCCUUUACGGAUGUUUGCUAAGCAUAUUGCAGGAUACCACCAAAUCUUGAAUUUGAAGUAAGGGUCGCCGAUAUAAGCUUACUAGAUGAGACUACUUACCAAAAUUAGAUUGACGACGUCGAAGAUACGUGGCGCUAUGGUCAGAAAUUUGAUUUCAUACAUAUCCGCUCUUUGGGUGGUUCCAUCGCUUCUUGGUCUGUUGCACGAUCUUACUCCAAGAUGGAAUGAUUGAUGAUUACAACAUUAUACUAACUAUUAAAUUCACAGGCCUCAUCUUCUCCAACAAGCUUUUGACAAUUUGAACGAGGGAGGUUAUAUCGAGCUUGUAGAUUUCGAAUAGUCUGUGUCUGCUUCCUUUCAGCUUCUUCCACAUCCCUGUCCACAUAACUCGAAGAGUUCUGACUUGAAUUUGGAAUACAGCCAUGGAUACUCGGAUGACGGGACAGGAGAUGUACGUAUCAUCCAAACUUGAUUAUAACACAACGUUCAUCUGAUCAAUAAAUAGUUAGCCCCAUCCUUCCAAAAGUGGCAGGCGGGCCUUGACGAAGCAUCGAAACUAUUCGGAAGAGAAUUAAAUGUCGCAAUGAAAUUUAGAGAUUGGUUAAACGAAGCUGGAUUUGAAGCGGUUGUCGAGAGACAUUGGAAAGUAGGUGGCCAUUUUCUAUUCUGUGUGACAGCAACGGAUUCGAAUGUUAGAUCUAUUUUCAGGGGUCAUCAGACGACUAGACUAGCCAGAAUGAUUAUGGCCCCUAGACCGGCUUCGGUGAAAAAGAUCAAUAUCCCGUUUCUCUUCUCACUAACAUAUACCCCAUUCCUUUACUCUCUUUAAUCAACCCACAUCCUACUAACCACCAUCCGUCUAGCUACCCAUGGCGCCCUGGGCCCGCGACCGCCGCAACAAGGAAAUUGGCCUAUAUAUGCAGCAGAAUAUGUUAGACGCAACUGUCGCAUAUGGAAUGGCGCAUUUCACACGGAUAUUAGGAUGGACACCUGAAGAGUUAGUGAUUUCUUGCCUCCCACCCCUUCACUUCUCUUUCAUUAUCAAACCAUAUCCCUAUAUUUCCGUACCGCGAUUAAUUAGGUUGAUCGCAAAAUGAAGUUCUUGAUACAGACUCUAGACUAAAAACCUCAGAUACCAGGUUCUCGCCGCCGGCGUACGCAAUGAAUUCAAAGACAGCAGAGUCCAUAAUUGGUGUAACAUGUAUAUAGUAUAUGGAUGCAAGCCGAUGGGAAGUGGAGCGGAAAGAAAUGCUCCUGCCACGGGAGCUCCUGUGCUGUCUGGAUUUGACGCGUCUCCUGAUACCGCGGCGAAAUUGAUUGGAACAGAGCUGAAUACUGGUUACAAUGUUACGGAGAGGAAAAUUGGAGAUGGAAAGAAUAUUGAGGGGCGGAAGAAAGUAGGCGAUGGAAAUAUUGAAGAGAGGGAUAUAGCAUCUGCCGUUAAAGAGGCCGGGGAGAAUAUUAUGGCGCAAGGAAAGGGAAAAAGCAAGGUUUUGGAGGUUGUUAAGGAGGGCGUGGGGAAGGAGAAAGGAAAAAGUGGGAAGAAGUGAGGUUAGACGUGGAUUUGAAGAGAUAAAGGGAUAAGACGGGGUAGACGGGACAUGGAUGGUAGCAGUGACUUUACAGCUUUAAUGAAGCGAGUCAACAUGGUAAUGCAAUGGAACAAGAAGAACCACUGGUCGGGAUGCAGGGAAAAAGUAAAGUAAAUCACAAAUCAAUUUCAUCAUCUCAUCUAGAGUAAUUAG
This is a messenger RNA of Sclerotinia trifoliorum, 2740 nucleotides long. The record is from the annotation of a GenBank genome assembly. Lineage: Eukaryota; Fungi; Ascomycota; Leotiomycetes; Helotiales; Sclerotiniaceae.